This is a messenger RNA of Diaporthe batatas, 723 nucleotides long. RefSeq lists its product as uncharacterized. The transcript is spliced from 2 exons. Gene Ontology annotation, biological process: ubiquitin-dependent protein catabolic process; protein polyubiquitination; positive regulation of proteasomal ubiquitin-dependent protein catabolic process. Bases 1 to 723 code for a protein of 240 amino acids. Gene Ontology annotation, cellular component: ubiquitin ligase complex; cytoplasm. The record is from RefSeq and is a predicted model, not a curated record. Lineage: Eukaryota; Fungi; Ascomycota; Sordariomycetes; Diaporthales; Diaporthaceae. Gene Ontology annotation, molecular function: ubiquitin protein ligase activity; zinc ion binding; ubiquitin conjugating enzyme binding.
AUGAAAUUCCAGUGCCUGGCCUGCUACGAAGAACGGCCAGCCAGGAAAACCGUCAAGCUGAGCUGCCACGCCUACUGCAAAGGAUGCUUCCGCCAGCUCCCACCCAAAUGCUGCGGGCCGAUCGACGAGGCAACGUGCCUCAAGAACAUCCCUCGUGGCCUGCGCAAAGUCUACAAGGCAAAGAAGCUCGAGUACAGCGUCCCUUCCCACAAGCGCUACUACUGUCCAUGGCCAGACUGCGGGAUAUUCGUCCCCGAUGAUGAAAAAGACAAGCCAUUCGACAGGGCGCGAUGCAAGCGGAGGCACGUUACAUGCAGGAAGUGCCUGGGCGCCGCACACAAUGACCCGGUCAACUGCGAGGAAAACCAAGACCUGAAGCUCGUGACGCAGAUGGCCGACCGGGAGGGCUGGAGGAGGUGCUGGAAGUGUGGCACCAUGAUCGAGCACACCAGCUUCUGCCGCCGCAUGCACUGCCGGUGUGGCGCUGAGUUCUGCUUCGUCUGCGGAGCGAGGUGGUGGUCGUGUAGGUGUACCGAGCGCCACCUGAGGGAACUCAAGGAUCGCGUGGCACGCCAAGCGGAGAUACGGCGGCAGACGGAACGCGUGGCAAAGGAGAGGAUGGAACGUGUGGCACAAGGAGCAGCUUUGGACGAAACCCCUCUAGAUUUCGAUCAAACUCUACUAGAAUUCGAGAAUUCGGCCAACCCCCCUAGAACUCAGUAG